This is a messenger RNA of Colletotrichum phormii, 510 nucleotides long. RefSeq lists its product as uncharacterized. The coding region runs from base 1 to 510 and encodes 169 amino acids. The record is from RefSeq and is a predicted model, not a curated record. The transcript has a single exon. NCBI's taxonomy places the organism in Eukaryota, Fungi, Ascomycota, Sordariomycetes, Glomerellales, Glomerellaceae.
AUGAGCGGAUCAAACGGUGGCCUCGACUUUGAUUACCCCGCCCGCAACAAGACCCUUUACCAAGAGCAGAUAGAGGUGGGCCACGUCGACGGAGACGGAAACGCUGUAUUCAACGACUGGUACCGAGAGGACGGCUCUCAACUGUUCACGGGAGAGGUGCUCAAGCUACGUGCAGGGCACUUUCUCAAGAACUGUAUACUCCCAGCUAGCACGUACUUCACCGCUGGGGUGACGCCGGACGGCAAGGCCAGGCUCCGCUGCAUGAGAGAAUGGCCGUGGAAGGAGUGCAAACGGACGCUGGAAGAGUAUAAACGUUGGCGUGUGAAGUAUACGGUAGAGGGUACCAUCUCAUUCCAUGGCCGUGGUAUACAGCCGAUAAGCAGGGAGGACGCGGAGGAUACGGCUCAAGAUGCUCAUACAAGCCCUCCGCGGGACCAAUAUCAGACUCAGGUGGCCGAGGAGCGGGAGGAGGAGGAUCAGGCGUACGAGGACCAGAGGGGUAGUGCUUAG